Pocillopora meandrina is the source of this 17090-nucleotide messenger RNA. The record is from the annotation of a GenBank genome assembly. NCBI's taxonomy places the organism in Eukaryota, Metazoa, Cnidaria, Anthozoa, Scleractinia, Pocilloporidae.
AUGGGACUUGAAAACACUUCCCUCUUUGUCUUCUUUCGAGGAGUUAUAUUACUCUACGCAGUUUUCCACGCAGGAGUAGAAUCGUCUGCCCUUUCUCGAUCAACAUAUUUCACAACGUUGACAAAUAAGAGGCUUAAAGGUUUUGUCGUGAAACGGUUUAAGUCGACCAGUCAAAUUUGGUGUAGUCAGUCUUGUUUGAAAAACGCCUGGUGUACUUCAACAAACUUCAAACUUACUCCUCAAACUUCCAAGUCUGACGGCAAAGGAACUUGUGAACUAAACAAGCACGACGUUAUCAAAGAAAACGCACAUUUACAGUUCGAGGCGGAAGUCAUUUUCUCAACACUUAUUAAGGUAAAUAAUUGCAAUGUUUUGAUCGUUUUCAAUGUAUUCAGUGAUACCAAGUUUAAUCAUCUGCAGGUUAGUCACCAAUUCGUUUAUUUUUAAAAGUCUUGUAAUUAAGCAAGUUUUCAUUUUUACAGUCUAACUCUUCCCUUACUUCAGGAAAAUAAACCCUUAAUUAGGCAGAGGUCUUCAGUGCGAUCUUUUUUUUCGGAGAGCUCCAGAAUUCAAUAAAAUUAUGAAUAAAAAAAACCUAAAAUCCAAAGAUGAUUGAAAACUGAAUUUUUACGCCGAGCUGUAGUACCAGACACACAACCUGCAUAACGACCAAAGAAAAUUAGUAAGAAUAAUCGUUGUCAUUUCUAUACCCAUAAUUUUCAAGCCUUUGUUUUGGUUGUUCCUUAACCCCCUUUUCUGUGAAAAGAUCCACCCACCUCAUGCAGUUCGUGAGCCGCAAAAACAAGCUGGUUGCACCAAACAAAUAUUUUGUUUCCCCGCCGACGUUUGAGACCUUUGGUGAUAGCAUUCAUCGAUUACCGGUUUAGCAUGAAAGUUAGAAGUUCUUUUUUUCAUGAAAACGGAAAAAUACUUCUCCUUUAACUAACUAAGGACAAUAAUAACAAGAAGAGAUGAAGAAAAAUAUUCCAUCGGGCGUUUGGUGAUAGGUAAAAUCAACUGCAAAUGUUAUGCACCUUAAAGAAACCAUUCACUAAUUAUGCAAAUUUUGUAAAGAACAAAAACUAGAACUGAUGCUUGCCAGCAGAAGCAAGUUUUGGAAAUGGCACAUACACUUUCUUUUAUUCCCUUUUAAAUGAAAUCCUUUUCCAGCAAAUGUAGGAAUUUAGAAACACCAUGUUUUGAUCGAGAUAUUUGAAAUUAUAUGCCGUCCCCAAACGGCUGGUGGGCUCUUGUUUGUUUCUCAUUUGCAUCACAAAAAAAUUGCAAUAACUCCACCGUGAGUAAAAGCUUGGGGUUGCAGCGAAUCGCAUGUUACUGUGUUUGAAUAUGUAGUAGUUUUUAACUGAAGUUUAUAGAAGCUAGACCAUUAAUAAAAUAACAUGCCUUGACUUCGUUUGGCAGAAGUCAAUACAUGUACUUGUAGAUGUUGACUAAAUGCGUAGUUAAAAGCAAAACUUUUAGGCAGCCAGUGUUUUUUUUUCCGUUGUUUUUGCCUAUAAACGCAUUACCACCUUGUAAAUCAUAUUUCAGAAGUUUGUUGAAGAAUUGGCAAGGACAGAUAAAUUGUUUCGUUAAAUUUGGCGAUAGGGUAGGCUUGAUACCCACCCGGUUGUUGGAGCUGGAUCUAGGAGAUAACAAAAAAACCGUAGUUGAGAGCGUGACUAUUUUCCAGCCAAUUGUUUUUAAUCCGUCAGUAGGAAAGUGAAAUAAUUUUGAAGCAUAUUUAUGUUUAUUUAUAUUCUUCUCAUUAUUCCAUCGGCUACUCCUCUUUAGGAUUGCCGACUAGCAGCCAGCACCUGUUUAAAUGGUGGUGUGUGUUUUUAUGACGAGAAAAAGCAAACUUAUUCAUGCCAAUGCAAGCCCCCUUGGACCGGAGAAACUUGUGCUGAUCUGUGUAAGAAACAAUUUUAUAAAUUAGAAUGAAGUUGUAAUAUGCUGCCUGUCGAGAAAAGCUUGAGAGCAGUUUUCCUGUUUCGUUUAUGUGCGACAAUUGAAAAAAUGUAGCGAGACGGUUUUCUGCAAACAAGCAAACAAACUUCGUUCGAACGCUAUUUUGAUGAGAUCUUCUCCUUAAAAAGUUUUCGCAUUGUUUUUUUUUUUUUUGUUACGCUCAUGCUUCAUGAGAUUUAAUUCGAUUCAAAAGCGUUAUUAGCUAGACCGCUUUAAUCAUAUAUGGUUUGAAGAUCGGUAGGUCAGUCGCCAUAUGAUGUAACUUCUUUUUACUGACAACAACUCUUUUGAAAUGUUGUCUUGUAAUCGCAAAAAGUUACCUGUGACAGCCAUCCCUGCAAAAACAAUGGAACUUGCACAGACGAAGUCAACGAAUAUAACUGCAGCUGUGCACCAGGAUUUUACGGGACACAGUGUGAAAAGAUUGAAGGCCUGUCUUGCUCAUCAGGUUUGUAGAGACGUGUAUCGUAUUUUGAUGACAUAUUCUGAGAGCGCAAGCUUCCUUCUACAAAGACAAGUUCUCGUGGAGAUGUGGUUCACAAUUCAACAUUUUAGAAAGUUCUUGAUGGAACAUUAAUUAAGGUUCUGGAAGACAGAAUACGCCGAUGUUUUAUUUUGAUAACGAUUUCUCAUAAAAAUUUUCGUUAACUAAUAAUCAUCAGCAACAGGAAGCUGUAAACGGUAUCUGAACAACUGCGCUCCUACCCCUCACCUAACCCAACAAUCGUCAAUUGAUAACAAGUUAAGGUUAAUGUUGGGCUAGGGGAGGGGUAAGUGUGCAGUUGCUCGCAUACUUAUAUUGAUCCAAUCUAUCGCUUUUUAACUCUUUACACCAUAACAUCAGUAUGCAUAUUCUCCAUACUGUUCUUUAUACAUUUCCUAAGGUGCUGACGAGGAGAGUUUGUUUACCGAUCAAAAGCUUCUUUGGUUGGUGAUCAUUUCCUUUAUUCUCAUGACCCUAAUGUUUGAUUCAGCGCUGAUGUUGUAUGGAGAAAUUAGGUGCUAGUCAUUCUUAGGGGUUAAAGGGUAAAAGAAGUAGAAAGUAACUAUUGGAUUUUAAAUUGUGUGAAAAGUUUAUACCUCAAGGUUUAUUUGGCUUUAGAAGUCAGAAUAACUUCAAACGAGCUCACCUAUUUAGGAGAACACCACAAGCUACCUUUGACAUCUCAGAGCGCUCAAGGUAUAUAUUUGUAUCUUUCUCUCUGGCGUGUAUGGUAGCCAUGCGGAAGCCAAGGCAAGAUUUUUCGAAAACAAAGACAAUCUUAACUCUAUGUAUCUGUUGCAACAACCGUAAGGAUUAUUUUUGUAUGUCCCCUCCAGGCUAAAUAAUCCUCUCAUUUGGAAAUCUCUGGCCUAUUUAUUUCGUAAAGAGUUUUUCUUUUAGACAGAACCCUUUGCACUUAAUGUUUAUUAAUUACGUACGUGAUCCGGUAGCAGACAUGAAAUAGAAAGUCAUCCCUGAAACAAGAUUAAUCCGGAAAUUUCGCCGUAAGAUGCAUCCAAUUUAAGAGUUGCUUUGCUAUUUCAGUGAAACUGGAGUUAAGAAAAUUGUGUUUUGCUGUUUCCUACAGCUUACCGAAUGGUCUUUGGACAGCCUACCAACAAGAGUUACGCCAGCAUAACAAACGCCACCUCGUCUAGUCUCUCGGAAUUUACUAUGUGCCUUUUUGCCAAAAUGAAGGAUACAAAUUUGAGUAAUGAACAGUGCCUCUACAGUUAUGCGACUAUUGGAGCACCUUAUGGGAAUGCCUUCUACGUUUGUCUGCUUUCCCAAGAAUUAGGAUUUCUAUAGACACCUGGGGAGAUGGGUAAGUGAUAUGACAAACACAAUAGAAAGAGUCUGUACUCGAGUCAAGUGGCCCAUCCAGCCAAACCGUAUACCGGUUUACCCCUGUAUGGGAUGCUAAUCUAUUGCAAUCUCAGCAUUUUAUUCGGUUUCCCCGACAAUGUGCCGUAAUACUCCUGGGUGGAGUGAAGCACUGCGAGAAUAAACUCUUUCACCCAAGAACACAACACAAUAACGCAAUAGAACAAGAUAGAAGAGAAGUAAAAAGUAUACCGGAAUGAAUGGCGAAUUACGCGCGAGAAAGGGACAUGAAGAUGAAUUUUUUGAGCUUCACGCGAGAUUCACACUUACCUUGGCUCACCUCAAAAAAAUAAUAUGCCUGUUCCCGCAAUAGGUUAAAGUGCUCCCAGCGGAGUAUUAUCGAGGCUUACGAUGGUAUUUGGCAUUGUUAACAACCACGUUCUCUUGUUUUUGUUCCCAAGCGACUUAAAAAUAAAUAAUUAAACGAGUCUAGUGGUUUAAUCAUUGUGACAAAAUUAAGUGCUAUGGCGUGUUGAAAAUUGAGUGCAUGGAGUUUGAGAAUUUCCGUGAGCAAGAAAAAAUGCACAGUGAAUUCCCGAAAAAACGGAGUCUUUCUCUUUUCGAAUAAAAUAAAUAAGUGACGCUCUUAAAAUAUAUCUCCCAUUCCAGCAGCUCACACAACGUUGUCAACACGCAUUCCAAUUCUAUAUGUAGCACUAUGUAUAUGUAUAUAUAUAUAUGUAUAGUUCAUAGCAGUGAUGAGGCCCAGAAGGCCGAAACAGUACAAAUAAAGGUGAACAACCAAUCUUGAUGCCACAUUGAAUAUCACCGCAAUCAGUCAAGAAACGAGUUUCUAGCAUAGUUUUAAUUGUUAUGUUCAUUUUCUAAGUGAUAUAGACAGCGGAGUCAAAAUUAAUGAUACCAUGUGGCAUCACGUUUGUGUUGCCUGGAAAAACACCAAAGGCGACUGGCAGCUUUAUCUGGAUGGACAACUUAAAAGCAAUGGAACUGACUUCAAAAAAAAUCAUCAGAUACCAGCUGGCGGAACAGUUGUCAUUGGACAAGACCAAGAUAAAGUCGGAGGGGGCUUUAAUAUCAAAGAUAGCUUUGGGCCGGGUGAGGUAACUGAAGUCAAUCUUUGGAGCAGGGUCCUUUCGGGGGAUGAAAUUGCAGCUCAGACGGCAAACUGUGACAUCGCAAAAGCAGGCCUUGUCCUCUGGUGGUUACAGUUCAAAGGAAACGUUACUAGUGUGGUAAUAGUCGAGCCCUAAAAGUGAUAGGAUUUUGAACACCACCAUCUUGUUUACGACGAACUGUUUAUCACAGAAGGAGAUCCCGGCUUCCUCGAGGAAGGAACACCUUAAACACUGAUCAAUAUCUACGUACAUGUUAAAUAGCUUUGACCACUAGUAUUAUUAUUGAUAUUACACAGAUGACAGCCCUUUUACCCAGUUCAGUAGACUGUUUUAUAGAUUGCGUCCUUGUAUUUAUGAUUUGAUAGCCUUAAGGUUGCUCUGUAGUCGCUCGCUACUGUUAAUAAAACGCCAAAGUUCAGGACUGAAGUGGCGAGUAUUAUUCAGUUAUUAGUCACGGAAACGUUUAAGCUAAGCUUGCACGAAUAUCAUGAUGUUAAUCACCAAAACAAGAUCUCUGAACCACAGGACACAAGUUGUGUCCCUUUCUCGUGAUUUCGUUGCACGAGGCAAUCGAAGGCGGUAAAAGAGAGGAUGAAAAACAUUUCUGGCUUAGGUGAAAUCUUGGAUAGUUGCAUGCCCCCCUCCAGAGUUAUAUUGUGCCAGAGUAUUUUCCCUUAACUUAACCUUUAAAGAAAAGCUCAAAACCCAGCUUUAAAUUUUGUUGGAGGAAACGAAAAAGUGGGGGGUAAAUGAACUGAGCGAAACACGUAUAUAUUAAGUAGAAUUAAUAUUGUGUAAUAUGACUGAACUAUUUAAGGAAAACAAAGCGUCAUAAGACCUGUUUGUGUUCGUCUCUUCUUUCAAAGCGAUCGAUGUUCACUCACACGGUUUGCGCUUCCUAUUUGUGCACAUUACUAUCAUAGUUCAAUUUUCAGAUAAUCAAAGUUACUUUUGGAAUUUUCAUACUUAGUUAAUGAAUAGCGUACCGGAUAUUCUUAACGCACAGGACACGACGUAAGCGUUAUUGGCCAAACGCUGACUGAUUAGUUGGCUGGAAAUUGGUCAAGUUCUUUCUGCAUUGCGUUUUUCUUUAAAUUAUAUUAUACAGUGCUCGUCUUUGUAUUUGAAGUUUCAAUGGCUGCAAUAAUUUCCUGCUGGUCUACAAUGUUGUAUUAUUUGGCUUCAAAAUUUUGAGCAGGAUUCACAUGGAUGCUAGUUACUAUAAGUUCUCCUAGAAACGAGCAAUUAUGUGAGCAUAUUACUUGGAUGAUCUUUGGGCGCCAUUACCCACAAACCCCUUCCCAAUAGGUUUCGAGAUGGCUGCCGCCCACUCUCUUUUGAGCUUCAUAGGGAGAACCUGGGAAAAAGGGAACAAGGCAAGUUGAGCUGGGUCAUUGGAAAAUCUCAUCUUGGACACGGUCGUCCUACUUUACAAAAGACAUAAAUUUUAGCCGCCAUAUUGGCCGAGGAAGGCGUGAGGAGCCUGAAAAAGUCAUACCCAGUUCUUGUUCUUGUAAGUGCUCCCUUAGUUCCUCGUCAACCAGGUCUGAAAUUGUGUCAUCUGCUCCCUUAUGACUAAAACCGAGGAGGAUUUUUCUUCUUUUUUUAUUUUUAGAGAGAAAAAUGCGAAAAGCGCUCGGGAAACAAACCAGAGAGGCUGAGAGCUACUAAGGUCCCUAACGGAAGUGACGGCCAGGAAAUAUUCAAAUGCAUCAAAAAACGCACCUUGAAGGCCAUUGUUAUAUUUAGCUAAUCAAUUUUCACACAAGCAUGUAACUGAGCAAAAAAUUCUCUAUUUUUAGGAUCAUUUAAAAGAGAGUCAUCGUUGAUUUUUUGCCAUUCGUGUUUAAGUUGUAAAGGAUUAACAUUACUUUUGAUUUCCACCGUUUUCCAUAAAUUGUGUCUAAGUCACAAAACCUUCCUACGUACCUUUGUCUUGUCUUUUCAUUUGUAAUCGUAAUUGAUUAUGUUUUUAAGUAACCGCAAGUGCAACCAAAGUAAUAUUUGAAAUAAUAUCAACGGGUUGGAACUGAUAACGACAUUCAGCUGAAAGUUGAUUUGUUCAUAAUAAAGGUAGUUGUAAUGUGCUGUCGUAAAGGAUGUUAAUUGAUGAAGUUUGAAGAAGAACCAACUUAAAGUUUUAUGUUUAAUUUCUUUUUUUUAAUUUCAUAUGUUCAUUUAUAUUCUACAUACUAUUUACUAUUUACAAUAUUUUUAAUAAGAUUUGCGACAUCAAUCACAAUACCAAUGUUACAUAAAUAAUACAAAUACGUAUUUCAACUGGGUGCCGCAAAACCAAAACCAAAUUAAUCACCUUCGUGUUAUCAAGAAGAAAGGGGGGGGGGGGGGGGGGUUUCUUGUUGUAUUUUUUCUUACAUUGGAAAUUUUGCGGCGUACUUAUAAAAUUGUUACACGCGGGAUACUAUGAAUUACUCUAUUCACGAUUAGAUUGCGUACUUACCCAAUAUAUGGUACAGUCGCUAUUAACAAUAAGGUUGCAUUAUUCUUCUUAAGUCAUAAAUAAUAACUAUGUUUACUUAAGUUACAAGGUAAAUUUAACUUGAGGGUCUCUACAGGGCAUUGAUUCUUACGGUUAACAGUUAAAAAUUUUAGUCAUUUUACGUCGAGCGAUUAAUUUCUUUCCGUUGCAAUUAAAAGAUAAAAUUUUGGGGGUUAACUUUUUUUUACGACUAAUGGUUAAAUUUAUCACUUUUUAUCCCUAAAAAUUAUUUUUUUCGCCGUUUCACGGCUAACAGCUAACCCGACUGAGACCCCUUACCUUUGGAAAGCAAUUGUUUCGAUUAUCUACACUAAAAUUAUGAGGGAGCUGUGUAUUUUGGAUUUACGUUAAAAAACACUAGACUUCUUUAAGUCCUAAUAGAAAAUAUUUAGGAAGUAUCUCCAUACAGUGUUAUUUACAAUGGACACUAAACGGUGCGAAUGUUGUCGCACGACUCUAAAUACGAUCGAACUUCAUACUAUACAACAAUGCGUUUCGCUGGUAAAUGUUUUCUGACUUCAUUACCACGAAUGUCAAAAGAAACGUCGUUCAUGCUGUAAUCACGAUACAAGAUACCUUUCUCUUCAAGUUGACUCAAAAUACACAUUAAAAUGCUGCUAAUACACAGGGCUACUAUGAAUCACGAUUAGACUGCAUACACUUGCCCAAACGUCUCGGACGUUUUCUGCAAGAUGACAGGCAAUUUGAUGGGAAAGGUUUGCUUUUCCACCACGAGGUGAUGAUCAUAGGUAGGUAAUAAGUUUAUAACCAACCGUGCAAUUUGGAAUAAGUAUGCAAGCAUGGGUAGUUUUUUUUUCAAAAACAUUGCGCAAACCCUUACGAUGCGUGUAAAGAUGUCAUGAAAUCGAGGAGUGCUUGUUUCUUCUUAAGGGAACAAUAAAUCAGCUUAAAAGAUUUCUGGGAGUGUGCAACCUUGUAUUCUUAAUUCCAAUUUCGCUUUGUUGGAGUUUAAUUAAUGUUCUCUCGACCAAUCGACACUUUUUGGUUAAUUGAAAAUCAGCAUGUUUUUCAUUCCUCACUGUAGAAUUGGCAAUCAAGCAGGCGGUGUGCGCACUCCGAUUGCGUUGCAUUGUGGAAGCUUAAUUUUCAAUAUGGCGGUGAAAGCACAAGAAAUUGCCAGAUUUUGACUGAAUAUUCCGUGAAAGUUAGGCCAUUCCCUUUUCCUUUUACCAUAGGUAAAUGUAAUUUGAAUUAUUCUUAAUGUGUAAAAGUAUUUUUGUACGUAUUGUCGUGUAUUUUAUGGUUCUCAAGGAAAAACGUAAUCACGGUCUUUUAGUAUGUAAUUUGAGCCCGAUUUUCGAGAAGGUCAAAUUGGAUGUACGUCGUAGUUUGGAGCCUUUCAAAGAUUUAGAUGGCCGCUUUGAUCCUUCUUUAACAGCUUUGACCAAACGCUCUCAAACGUCCUCCAACAGUACUUGUAUUUCUCGCAUUUUAAGUGCUACUGUUUGAGACCGAUUAUGGCCGAGGAAAAGCAUAUUGUUGCGUUACACAGCGUUACUAUUGUAUACUCAAUUGUGUUGUAAAUCUACUUUCCUAAGUAAAAGGAAAUUAACUUAUCGCGAGUGUUGUAUGGUAAAUCUACUGUCUUGAUCAUUAAAUGAAGGACAGUUGAAUUUGAGCCAUUAACGGAAUCACUUGACCAAUGAAUAACUCUACAAUGAGCACGGUGACACACCGGGUAAGCCGGAAAGCAAAAGGUAGUCGAUCGUUAAACGGUGUUGAUUGCUAGAGCGACUUCUGCCAUUCGCUUGCACUUUUAAAUCUUCUAACCUGAAGGGCUUAGCUGUUAUAACGAUAUCCUUUAAUGAAUUCCAUUUACGAUGUGGUGUUAAGGGUUAGUUUUAAGAAGAGAUGACGAGAUUGUGUUACAAAAGGUAAUAUUUUCAUGUGAGCGCGCUUUUUUUUUUUUUAAUCAGUCUCUCCCGCAGAAUAUAACUCCAAAGAUACGUUUGUCAAAACCUUAUUCUAGGUAUUUUAUAUUCUUUAAGCAUAUUUGAAACUCUGUACAUUUUUUAAUAAACGUUGAACGUGACGAAUUUGGUGUUAGGAGGUGUAAGGCUUCUCCUUUCGCGAAUUCCGUAUUCACGCCCUUAAGUGUAUGACAUGGAAAAUAAUUCGUGUAUUAGAAGGUCGCUGCCUCUUUGGAAUGCAUUUGCAUGUCAAGGAACGAUUCUCCGUUAAAUUACUCGCGGAUUUGAUAUUAUUCACACAGCUAUCAGCUAUGUGUGAAACUGCUGCCAAACGAAUAGAUUAUCAGGCAAGACUGCAGUUUCGAUUCUUUCUGAAUGUCUUCAAUUACCUCCUAACAACGAAUUUGUCACGGAGGAAUAACAGGAGUCGGACAGGCCCGCGAACACUUUUUAACUUUCGAAGGAACUGCAACAGACAGUGAAUUUUCAUUAAAUUCCACGUUUAUUCACGCUAUCUUGCUGCUACCAGAGAUGUUCACUUGACCACGACAGGAUGCAAAUGACUUAUUUUUCAUUUUACGACCAUGAUGCAACGCAAUCAGAGUGCACACACCGCCUGGCAAUCAAGCAUAAAUUUACAUUGCAAAGAGUUAAUUGCGUGGGCGAGUAUAAAUGAACGUCUCCGCAAAUUUUCCCUACGUAAAUCGAACGAUGAAAAAAUCGUGGUAAGUGGUCGUGUGUAAACUCUUGACUGAAGCCUUCAACAAACAUUGAAGGUUGAGGUGAUGGAACCUGUAAACGCUCCUCCAUUUGUUCUUUUUCGAGGAUUGUUGCUCCUCUACGCAGUUUUCAUCACCGCAUUAGAGUCAUCCACUGUUUCUGGAUCAGCAUACUUCACAACGUUGACAAAUAAGCAGCUUAAAGGCUUUGUGGUAAAACGGUUUGAGUCUCCUGGUCAAAUUUGGUGCAGUCAGUCUUGUUUGAAAAACGCCUGGUGUACUUCAACAAACUUCAAACUUGCUCCUCAUAUUUCGAAGUCUGAUGGCAAAGGAACUUGCGAACUAAACAAGCACGAUGGCUCUGUUGUUAAAGAAAACAUGCAUUUGCAGUUGGAGGAAGGUGCCACUUUCUCAAUGCCUCUUAAGGUAACGAACAGCCUAAAAUGCCAAUCAUUUGGCUUUAAAGGGCUCCGCAAGAUUAAGUUGAUGCAACUGCAGUUUAAUUAACAUUUAAAUUGUUAAUUGGAGAUUAAUUUUGAAAUUAACUAGUGUGUCUUUAUAUCGCUAAUUGACUCAUUUGAACUAAAGUCUUCAGUGCCACAUUUCUUUUUAGCAGUUUUUAGAAUUUUAAGGCUGGAAAGUGAAAAUUCAUGACCACAGCAUUAUAAUUAAAGUUGAGCAAAAACCUAACUUCGAUGUGAAAAAUAGAUGUCUUGAAUUUCCUCAAAUUAUGGGUGUAUAUGAUUGGAAAAAAUUACUGUUAUUGCACAAGAAAACCAAGAGCAUAGCUAUUUUAAAAAAGCGCUAGUCGGCACUUUCUAUCGAUUUACCAGCCUAAUAACUAGUAUGAGGUGUUGGGAGAACACGAGUAUUACUGUAAAUCAUGAGUCAAAAGGGAUUGUUGUGCUAACAUAUCCCGUGUGCGAUAUCGUCGCUAAAAUGAUAAAAAAGGCUCGAUUUAUUGCUAAAUAGCCAACAGGUGCUCUUCACGGCAAAGUGUGUUAGAAAAAAUUAGCAUACAUUUUUAAGACUACUACCCUUCUCAACGCUUUUUUUUUCGUUUUGAUUUGCUAACAAUGAAUCUCCUUUACAGAGAAACUAUUUACGCUAGAUUUCUGCAUUAUUCUUGAGUAUUCUGAGUUACGAGCAGCUGGCAUGAAACAAAAUUUAAUCCUUGAUUUCGUGUAUGCCACGAUCUUAAUACAGUCGAAAUGCAAGCAAUAAAAACCUACCUUUCCACUUUUUUUUUCUGUUUUGAGGUUUUAAUCAGAGCUGUUUUUUUUUUAAAGCGAAAUGGAUGUAUGCCUUGAAUAAUGGCAUGAAUUGACAAACAACGAGGAAAACACAGGAGAACAAAAAUUAUUGACCAUUUCUUCGAUGAAGGGCAAACCUCAUCUUGAAUAAGGUAAUGCCGGCUUAUAUGAAUCAUUAUUUAUGCAAAUAUGUCUGUUCAUAAACUUCAUUCACCAUGACCAGAACCACAGCUUUUUUCUUACUUCUGGAAACAUGCCAAAUAUUUCGCUCAGGAAUUAAAACACCGAGAAUCUAAAGCUAUCAGACGCCGCAAAGACUGAUUAAUUUCAGCAUAAGCCGAAGAAAGAAGACAUUGACUUGCUUCUGUCGGUCUUAACAAAAUAUUUUUCUGGCGUGUAAAAUGUGUUUGACAAAAUAUGUGGUCUUAUCGCCUACUAUUCAGCCUAUGUGCUAGCAUUUUGAAUUUUAAUGGCAAAAUCUUUCGGAAUGAAGGUAACAUAUACUGUGCAGGCCUCAGAAGCUGUUUUUUCUAGAGAAAUGUAGUUUAACAAAAUUGUAAUCUGUGCAGGCGACAUGGUAAGCGAACGGGUUUGUUGUUUUUGUUUGUUUCGUCUUUUUGUCUAAGUUCUGCCAAAACAGAUGAUAAAUUUUGGCACAUUAGGCUUCCGGCAUCGAAACAGCUAUUCAAUGAAAGGCGAGCUCAAUUUUCCUUUUGAAACUGAUAUCAGUGCAUUAUGGAGAUCUUCUCAAAUUUGAUUUCAUUGAUCUCUACUGAUAUGAAAUAGAUAGAGGUGUAGAUUGGUGAUUGGAUGGAUCAGAAGUGACCCAUUACAUGAAGGAAUGGAUGUUUCAAAGAAAAUACUUAAAAAAUACUUAACUUUCCGGUUGUCUAUCGAAUUUCUUUAGAAACUUACCCUCUUUAUAUAAUUUUAAAUGCAUUAUUCUUUGUUACAGGCUUAAUAACGGCAGAAAUCGACUAUUACAUUUUAAUUGAUACGGAAAUUAAUUUUUGGUCCGAAAUUUUACAUCUAGCUCGAAUCAUUGAGUCCAAGAAAAACUUAGAAAGCUGAGCACUUCUUUGGAAUAAUUCCAAAGUACAUUCAUAUUCGUGUUCUGAAUAGUUUUUUUUACGACGUAUUGUCUGUUACUACUUCCUGUUAGGGCUGCCAAAUAACCGACAGUUGUAAAAAUGGAGGUGCUUGUGUGUAUAACGAGAAGAAACAAACUUAUUCAUGCAAGUGCAAUCCCCCUUGGACCGGAGAAACUUGUGCUCAACUGGGUAAGAACAACUUUGAACAGUAGAAUGAAGAUGGUAAAGUUCUGUCGUGAAUUUAUGUAGUAUGCGCUUGUUGCGCUUGGUGAUGAAUUCACCUAGUUUCCGUUUAGAAGAUGUCAUAUUGUCAGAAAUUCUGUUUUCUUUUUGUUUGCUUGUUACGAAGCGUGGCGUAUUCCUCAAAACUACCAAUUUCAGUGUCGGUCAAAGUGGUGUAUUUGUCAUGGAAGGUGUAGCCUAUGCAAUACGAGCCCACUUUAAGCAAGUCCUUUUCUAAUUUUGAUCUUAGCAUGUAUUUUCGUGCUUUUUAUCUCAUAAACGUUUGACGCUAGGUAAAUAAUCUGAAUAAUUCAGGUUUUCAUGAAGCCGAUUUUUAAUGUCAGUCGAUAAUUUGAAAAUAGUUCCAACAAAAAUUUGUCAGAGCUUUAAAUGAUUUAGUAUUGUUUAGGCUUCCAGACUUGACCUUACAAUUCUAGUGAUUCACGCAACUGAAUCAUUUCAUUUUGAAUUUAAUAUGUAUUAAUAUACAUCAAAAAGUCACGCGCGUCCGAUUGGUCGAAAACGAGUGUAUUUUUUCAUGUAACACGAGCGCAAAGUUAUGGCACGAAUGCAAAUUUCAAAUGCAAAGUUUUGUCCGUUUUGACUGUCUGUUAUGCGUUUUUUUAUAUAAAUUAUUAAUAAGUAACAAAAUGGUUUCUCGUGCAAUUUGUACAAAUAAGCACUUAAAUUACGUUGAAGUUGACUAAUCAAAAUUGGGAUUGCGUGGGUACAUCUUUAAAGACAUCGGCAAAGACAGUAAACAGACUUAUUCUGUAAUGACAUUUUUCGCGAUGGGACUUGAAAACACUUCCCUCUUUGUCUUCUUUCGAGGAGUUAUAUUACUCUUCGCAAUUUUCCACGCAGGAGUAGAAUCGUCUGCCCUUUCUCGUUCAACAUAUUUCACAACAUUGACAAAUAAGCGGCUUAAAGGUUUUGUCGUGAAACGGUUUAAGUCGACCAGUCAAAUUUGGUGUAGUCAGUCUUGUUUGAAAAACGCCUGGUGUACUUCAACAAACUUCAAACUUACUCCUCAAACUUCCAAGUCUGAUGGCAAAGGAACUUGUGAACUAAACAAGCACGACGUUAUCAAAGAAAACACACAUUUACAGUUCGAGGCGGAAGUCAUUUUCUCAACACUUAUUAAGGUAAAUAAUUGCAAUGUUUCGAUCGUUUUCAAUGUAAUCAGUGAUACCGAGUUUAAUCAUCUGCAGGUUAGUCACCAAUUCGUCUAUUUUGAAAAGUCUUGUAAUUAAGCAAGUUUUCAUUUUUACAGUUUAACUCUUCCUUUACUUCAGGAAAAUAAACCCUUAAUUAGGCAGAGGUCUUCAGUGCGAUCUUUUUUUUCGGAGAGCUCCAGAAUUCAAUAAAAAUUAUGAAUAAAAAAAACUAAAAUCCAAAGAUGAUUGAAAACUGAAUUUUUACGCCGAGUUGUAGUACCAGACACACAACCUGCAUAACGACCAAAGAGAACUAGUAAGAAUAAUCGUUUUCAUUUCUAUACCCAUAAUUUUCAACCCUUUGUUUUAGUUGUUCGUUAACGCCCUUUUCUGUGAAAAGAUCCACCCACCUCAUGCAGUUCGUGAGCCGCAAAAACAAGCUGGUUGCACCAAACAAAUAUUUUGUUUCCCCGCCGACGUUUGAGACCUUUGGUGAUAGCAUUCAUCGAUUACCGGUUUAGCAUGAAAGUUAGAAGUUCUUUUUCAUGAAAACGGAAAAAUACUUCUCCUUUAACUAACUAAGGACAAUAAUAACAAGAAGAGAUGAAGAAAAAUAUUCCAUCGGGCGUUUGGUGAUAGGUAAAAUCAACUGCAAAUGUUAUGCACCUUAAAGAAACCAUUCACUAAUUAUGCAAAUUUUUGUAAAGAACAAAAAACUAGAACUGAUGCUUGCCAGCAGAAGCAAGUUUUGGAAAUGGCACAUACACUUUCUUUUAUUCCCUUUUAAAUGAAAUCCUUUUCCAGCAAAUGUAGGAAUUUAGAAACACCAUGUUUUGAUCGAGAUAUUUGAAAUUAUAUGCCGUCCCCAAACGGCUGGUGGGCUCUUGUUUGUUUCUCAUUUGCAUCACAAAAAAGUGCAAUAACUCCACCGUAAGUAAAAGCUUGGGGUUGCAGCGAAUCGCAUGUUACUGUGUUUGAAUAUAUAGUAGUUUUUAACUGAAGUUUAUAGAAGCUAGACCAUUAAUAAAAUAACAUGCCUUGACUUCGUUUGGCAGAAGUCAAUACAGGUACUUGUAGAUGUUGACUAAAUGCGUAGUUAAAAGCAAAACUUUUAGACAGCCAGUGUUUUUUUUUUUGUUGUUUUUGCCUAUAAACGCAUUACCACCUUGUAAAUCAUAAUUCAGAAGUUUGUUGAAGAAUUGGCAAGGACAGAUAAAUUGUUUCGUUAAAUUUGGCGAUAGGGUAGGCUUGAUACCCACCCGGUUGUUGGAGCUGGAUCUAGGAGAUAACGAAAAAACCGUAGUUGAGAGCGUGACUAUUUUCCAGCCAAUUGUUUUUAAUCCGUCAUGAAGGAAAGUGAACUUAUUUUGAAGCAUAUUUAUGUGUAUUUAUUUAUAUUUUUCUCAUUAUUCCAUCGGCUACUCUUUCUAUUUAAGAUUGCCGACUAGCAGCCAGCACCUGUUUAAAUGGUGGUGUGUGUUUUUAUGACGAGAAAAAGCAAACUUAUUCAUGCCAAUGCAAGCCCCCUUGGACCGGAGAAACUUGUGCUGAUCUGUGUAAGAAACAAUUUUAUAAAUUAGAAUGAAGUUGUUAGAUGCUGCCUGUCGAGAAAAGCUUGAGAGCAGUUUUCCUGUUACGUUUAUGUGCGACAAUUGAAAAAAUAUAGCGAGACAGUUUUCUGCAAACAAGCAAACAAACUUCGUUCGAACGCUAUUUUGAUGAGAUCUUCUCCUUAAAAGUUUUCGCAUUGUUUUUCUUUUGUAACGCUCAUGCUUCAUGAGAUUUAAUUCGAUUCAAAAGCGUUAUUAGCUAGACCACCUUAAUUAUAUAUGGUUUGAAGAUCGGUAGGUCAGUCGCCAUAUGAUGUAACUUCUUUUUACUGACAACAACUCUUUUGAAAUGUUGUCUUGUAAUCGCAAAAAGUUACCUGUGACAGCCAUCCCUGCAAAAACAAUGGAACUUGCACAGACGAAGUCAACGAAUAUAACUGCAGCUGUGCACCAGGAUUUUACGGGACACAGUGUGAAAAGAUUGAAGGCCUGUCUUGUUCAUCAGGUUUGUAGAGACGUGUAUCGUAUUUUGAUGACAUAUUCUGAGAGCGCAAGCUUCCUUCUACAAAGACAAGUUCUCGUGGAGAUGUGGUUGACAAUUCAACAUUUUAAAAAGUUCUAGAUGGAACAUUAAUUAAGCUUCUUGAAGACAGAAUACGCCGAUGCUUUAUUUUGAUAACGAUUUCUCAUAAAAAUUUUCGUUAACUAAUAAUCAUCAGCAACAGGAAGCUGUAAACGGUAUCUGAACAACUGCGCUCCUACCCCUCACCUAACCCAACAAUCGUCAAUUGAUAACAAGUUAAGGUUAAUGUUGGGUUAGGGGAGGGGUAAGUGUGCAGUUGCUCGCAUACUUAUAUUGAUCCAAUCUAUCGCUUUUUAACUCUUUACACCAUAACAUCAGUAUGCAUAUUCUCCUUACUGUUCUUUAUACAUUUCCUAAGGUGCUGGCUGACGAGGAGAGUUUGUUUACCGAUCAAAAGCUUCUUUUGUUGGUGAUCAUUUCCUUUAUUCUCAUGACCUUGAUGUUUGAUUCAGCGCUGAUGUUGUAGGGAGAAAUUAGGUGCUAAUCACUCUUAGGGGUUAAAGAGUUCAAGAAGUAGAAAGUAACUGUUGGAUUUUAAAUUGUGUGAAAAGUUUAUACCUCAAGGUUUUUUUGGCUUUAGAAGUCAGAAUAACUUCAAACGAGCUCACCUAUUUAGGAGAACACCACAAGCUACCUUUGACAUCUCAGAGCGCUCAAGGUACUUUUUUUCUGGCGUGCGUGCUAGCCAUGCGGAAGCCAAAGCAAGAUUUUUCAAAAAACAAAGACAAUCUUUACUCUGGGUAUCUGUUGCAAUAACCGUUAGAAUUACUUUUGUAUGUCCCCUCCCGGCUGAAUAAUCCUCUCAUUCCGAAUUCUUUGGCCUAUUUAUUACGUAAAGAGUUGUUCUUUUCAGACAGAACCCUUUGCACUUAGUGUUUAUCAGUUACGUACGUGAUCCGGUAACGGACAUGAGAUAUAAAGUAAUUUCUUAAACAAGAUUAAUCCGGAAAUUUCGCAGUGAGAUUCAUCCAAUUGAAGAGUUGCUUUGCCAUUUCAGUGAAGCUGGAGUAAAGAAGAUUGUGUUUUGUUGUUUCCUACAGCUUACCGAUGGUCUUUGGACAGCCUUGCAUAAAGAGUUACGCCAGCAUAAGAAACGCCAUCUCGUCUAGUCUCUCGGAGUUUACUAUGUGCCUUUUUGUCAAAAUGAAGGACACAAAUUUGACUGGUUAA